Messenger RNA from Scophthalmus maximus (turbot), 3026 nucleotides. RefSeq names its product anoctamin-9. Lineage: Eukaryota; Metazoa; Chordata; Actinopteri; Pleuronectiformes; Scophthalmidae. Gene Ontology annotation, biological process: chloride transmembrane transport. Gene Ontology annotation, cellular component: plasma membrane. The record is from RefSeq and is a predicted model, not a curated record. Bases 211 to 2550 code for a protein of 779 amino acids. Gene Ontology annotation, molecular function: chloride channel activity. The transcript has 24 exons.
GCUCACCUGUAAAUAUGCGGAAGUGGGCAGCGUGUUGGCUGAGCGGAGUGUGCGACAGGGAAACGGGACAGUCGUCGGAAGGGAACAGCGGAGGUGUGAUGGAGCCCCGGCGUCGUUCAUGACCCGGACACUGCCGCACGAAGGAGCUCGUAUCUCAGCGGGCUUGGACAGAGUUCCCCCCCCCGAGCGAACCGAGGGACAACCUGCGACAUGUUCUGCAGGAGCUCCGAGGAAGGCUUUGAGCUAUGGGACAGACAAAAAGACGGAACUGAGCAUUUGCUUCCUCCAACGGCUACCCGAAGGACAUUUGAUUAUGUACUAGUGGCCCACAAGGUGGACGAUGACACCAACCAGAAAGCUCAAAGACAACGGGCCUUCAUCCAGCAGCUUGAGAAGAAGAACAUCAUUGUUAUUAGGAUUGUCCAUGAUGACAAAGUGUUUUUUGGCUUGCGUGCUCCAAAAAAGAUGUUUGAAGACUACCAGUAUCUGCUUAAAGUCUCUGACUCUUGUAACUGGUGUGGAGAUGUAAGGGGAGCUGUCACCCAGGCUACCAGGAUCAGAAUUGUCCAUUUCGUUCUUCAUCAGACCUUUAUCAACACAGGGGAGAACUUGAAGGAACUACUGAUGAAAAAUGUUUUUGAAACCAUAUUCUGCCUCCACGAGAGAAAGGCGCAAAAAAAGCUGAAGUUGAAGUGGGCUCAAUGGUCGAGUCUGUUUACAGGACAACCAGUUCAAGAAAUCAAAUGCUACUUUGGAGAGAAGGUGGCUCUCUACUACCUUUGGCUAGGCUGGUACACAAAGCUGCUGGUUCCAGCUGCUGCUCUGGGUGUUGUAGUAUUUCUGUAUGGACUCGCCUUUUUCAACACCAGUCCUCUCAUUAAGGAAGUGUGUAACUCCAGCAUCAUCAUGUGCCCGCGCUGUGAUAACAGAUGUACAGUGUGGCAGCUGUCAGACACCUGCGCCUAUGCGAAGGUCAGUCAUCUGUUUGACAAUGAGGGCACUGUGGCUUUUGCUAUGUUCAUGGCAAUCUGGGCUACUCUGUUCCUGGAGCUGUGGAAGAGACAUAGAGCCAGACAUGUUUCUCAGUGGAAAGUCCAUGACUGGUGUGAAGACGAGGAUGAACUUAUUCUGGAGAUAGUCAACGAUCCAAACUGUGCACCCAAACAGUUCCGACACUCUUACCUGCGCAGCACUGUGGUCCUCAUCCUGGUAACACUUAUGCUGAUGCUGAUCAUUGGGCUUGCUCACGUUUUGGUGGUGUUUCGUGUGGUGGCCGCGCCGUUGUUGUCUGAGGGCAGGUUGGAGUUUUUCAGGGACCACGCCAACACUGUGGCCAUGAUGCUGGGAGCCGUGCUGCACUAUGUCACCAUUCAGAUCAUGACUCGAGUGAACCGAUGGGUUUCCCUCAAGCUUUGUGACAUAGAGAAGACAAACUCAUUUGCUGCCACAGAGAGGAGCUUUACAGUUAAGAUGUUCACCUUCCAGUUCUUCACACUCUUCUCAUCGCUCUUCUAUGUGGCCUUCUUCCUGGGCAGGAUAAAUGGCCAUCCGGGAAAUUAUGUGCGCAUCGCUCGCUGGAGACUGGAGGAGUGCCAUCCCAGUGGUUGUUUGACAGAUCUGUUCAUCCAGAUGGCCGUGAUCAUGCUGCUCAAACAGACCGUCAACAACAUCUUUGAGUUCACAGUGCCCUGGCUGAAGAGCUGUCUGAGCAGGAACACGGCAAAGAAGCUGGAGAGGAAGUGCGGUUACUGUUACAGGAAGGCUUGCCGUGAUGAAAAGAGACAUGUCGAACCGUGUGACACCUGCAAACUUCGGGACUGGCUGCGGAACUAUCACCUUGCCAACACAGACGCCUUUAGCCUGUUCAAUGAGUUCCUGGAGAUGGUGGUCCAGUUCAGUUUCACCACCAUAUUUGUGGCUGCAUUCCCCCUGGCCCCCCUGCUGGCUCUGAUCAACAACAUCUUUGAGAUCCGACUGGAUGCCAUCAAGAUGGUUCGCCUUGAACGCCGGCUGGUUCCCAGGAAGACCAACAAUAUCGGUGUGUGGACAAACGUGUUGGAGGCGAUCGGUGUGCUGGCGGUGAUAGCUAAUGGCCUGGUCAUUGGAGUGUCAUCCGACUUCAUUCCACGCCUCGUCUAUCGUUACCACUAUGGUCCAUGUGCUAAUGGAAGCACUCACACACACUGCAUGGAGGGCUACAUUAAAGACACUUUGUCUACGGCGUUUAUCAGUCACUCUGCAGUCCGGGGGGAUUUUCUUGAUAUUCAGAUGAUGACAGACAAUGGCUUCAAUGUGACACAGUGCAGCUAUAGAGACUACAGGAGCGAUGAGGACUACAAUUUGACUUCUAAGUUCUGGUUGGUCCUGGCUGUGCGUUUCGCCUUCGUGAUCCUCUUUGAGCAGCACGUGGUGGUGUUGUGUAAGUUUAUAGCAGCCUGGUUCGUCCCUAACAUCCCCAUUCAGGUGAAGAACGAUCGUCUGCAUGACAAACUGGCACGGCUAAAGGAGGAGCUGCGUGAGUUGAAACGCAGCAGAUCAACGGACGUCUGAACCUUUCACAGAUGACUUCAGAUCUGCACCCAAUGACAAGUCCAAAGUCCUCAUGUAAAGAUAAAUUCAUUGUUUAUGUUUAUUUUCUGUUGGACCAUGAGACUGGACUUGUGGUGAUGUAACGUUGUAAUAAUUGUAUGUGUCAUGAUAUUGUAUGUAUUGUAUAUAUAAUUGGGGAUUGAACCUUUUUUGUUGACAUGUGACCAACCAUUUCCUCAUAUAUGUUCACACACCAGUUGAGACCCUUGUGAUGUUGUCUACAUUUGAAUGUAAUGUUUAAUUUUAUUGUAACAUGACAUGGCAUUCGAGUAAAUCAAUUUGCUGAACCUAAUUUUGAUUUUUAAUCUAGCCAUUGAAUUCAAGAAAGAUUAUUUUAUUCCAGACAGAAUUCCUGACAGUUUUCAUGAUUUAACUGUCUUAUUCUGUCAUUGCAGUUAGGAAUAACUUUGUGGCAAUAAAUGGAAAUGAAACCUAAA